Molecule: messenger RNA, 1497 nt
Organism: Scaptodrosophila lebanonensis
Lineage: Eukaryota; Metazoa; Arthropoda; Insecta; Diptera; Drosophilidae
Gene: Lint-O
Exons: 4
Coding region: 1-1368 (455 amino acids)
Source: RefSeq, a predicted model, not a curated record
AUGAAGCGCAACCGAGAGGAGGACAAGGACUACAGCUCUUGCACAAGUAGCAGCUGUAGCAACAGUUUGCUGAACAACAGCAGCGGCAACGAGACGAGUGGCACAGCCGCCACAGUACGUACCACAGGACGCGUUAAGAAACCAAAACAGGUCUACGAUCCGUCCGACUACUACAUUGGGAAACGGCAGACCAUGUUGGUAAACCGAUUAGCGGAGGCUACUUAUUGCAUGGAUGCUGCUGACAUUCAAUCGGUAAAAUCGGAAAAGGAUGAAGACACUGAUGCUGCUACUGUUCCGGAUACCGUUAGCCGUGGUGUUGUUUUGGCGACUGCUACUCCAACUAAUGGUUCCUCUGCAGAGCCACCGGCGCCACCGCCACCUAAAAACCUCACAUUUGAUACUUGUAUGAAAUGCCAUAAAAGCGAGCCCAAGCGUGGUUCCGGACACAAAAGUAACUUCCUAACCUGCAAGACCUGCCUGCGGAAGUGGCACUUUCACUGCAUGUCCAUAAAUUUCGAAAAUUUGAGUCUUGCGCGAAAGAAAUAUAGAUGCGAAAGAUGCCGUUCUUGCACUGUUUGCCUGUCCGGCAAACAUGCCAGGAUUCAAAAGGACAAGAUCGUGUGCAGCAUGUGUGUGGAAACAUAUCAUUUGGAGUGCCACCAUCCGCCCGUGCUGGACACCAAGCUAGUCGGCCCCAAGUGGAAAUGUGCCAAAUGCGUGGCUAAAAUCAAUAGCGUGCGAGAGGCCGCCGCCCGCGAAGCUGCGCGCGAUGCAGGCAGAAAGUCUAAGGAUGCCGAUGCAAUGCGCAAAUCCGUAAUGGGCCCCAAGAAAAAGGCAAAUGUUGGCCUCGCCAGCAAUGGGAAGCCAACCCAUAAAUUGAGCAGCGGUGACGAAGAUGCUUCCAUGAGUUCGUGCAGCUCCCUACCGCCGUUGCAGCCUAUUACUACGUUAGCAGCCAACUCUAUAUUAAAAAAGAAGCGGCGCCACAGCAACGAGGACAACUUGCCAUCGACUCACCCACCCCCUCCGCUCUACUCAAUCGCAUCGCAGCAUCUGUCCAACGAGAACGAGAACGAAAGGGGCAAUGUUGACAAGAUUGCAGAGCCCGUUGUGAAGCGGACAUACAUUAAUCUGCCGGUGCAGCAUUGGACCACUGAUGAGGUCGUCUCCUUUGUACACAAACGUUACCCCAACGAGGCGAAUGUCUUCAAGUUUCAGGACAUCGAUGGCGUCUCGCUGAUGCUCCUCACGCGCUACGAUAUCCUCAACCGCUUCGGCUUAAAAGUGGGCCCAUCGUUGCGACUCUACGAGCUGGUUACCACAAUGCAAAACCACGCCGACGAUAUACGCAUGGCCUGGAGUAAAUAGGCAACAUUUAGUUUGCACACAUGCUCAUUUGAUGAAGUCGAGAUUUCAUUUGUUAUAGCCUGUACCCAAAGGGUGAAAGGCUAUACUAGUUUUGUGCGCAUGUAUGUAACACACAGAAGGAGGCGUGGC